ACUUCCUCACGUGACAUCAGUCCAAGUGAAGAUGUCAACAUCGACAACCGAGUACACUUGAAGUUAUAUGACUGAUGUUUUUGUCGUAUUGCUGGAAAUCGGAAGGGAAUGUCGAUGUUGACCACUGCUUGACUAUCACAUAAGAUAGAAUCAUCUGUCUCGGUCUUCUCAUCUAUUUUAUGGCGCAUUGUUUACCUGCAGGAUGGCUGGAUGUCACAGUGGCCAAUCCACCCUUGUCAACAGCUUGGCCACUCUGCUUCGGAAUCAUGGUGCAUCUGUGCUUGACGGCAGCAGUACCCUGACUCUACAGGCAGACUCUAUGCAGCACCUAGGUCGUCUGUUUGAGCAGUACCUCCUCUCCAGGACUCACCAACAUGGCUUCCUGGCUCUGCCAUCACACCCUGCUGACACCACCUCCCUACUGCAGCUCCAGUUCCUGUUCGACGUGCUGCAGAAGACUGUCUCCCUCAAGCUCAUCAAUCCACCAGGGUCGAGGUUUCAGUCAGUGGUCAAGAUCUUUCCUUUCAAGUCUCUCAAGUCCUUAGAGUUGAAGCGUAUCCCCCCUCACUGUCUGGAGGACCUGAGGGGAGUCUACUCUCAGUUAGAGGUCUUCACCUGCUCCAAGAGCCUCAGUUCCCUGGAGGAGCUACUGUCUCUGUGUGGAGGAGACCUCAGCUCUGCACUGCCCUGGCUGGAGCUGCACACCCUCAACUUCAGCUACAACGCUAUAGUCUGCCUGGAUGAGUCACUGAGUUUACUGAAUGUUCUGAAGUCUCUGGAUCUUAGCCACAAUAAAAUCCAGGAGUGUGCUGACUUUCUCAAGCCUCUGAGUGAGCUAGAGCACCUCAACCUGGGCUUUAACAAUCUCCAGAGAGCACCAACGCUGGGCUUGAGCUCCAGAGCCAAACUCCUCACUCUCAUCCUCAGAAACAACGAGCUGGAGACCAUCAACGGAGUGGAACAGUUGUCAUCCCUACAGCACCUGGACUUGGCUUACAACCUGCUACUGGAUCACUCCCAGCUGGCUCCUCUGUCUAUGCUUCACAGUCUCAACAUGCUGAAUCUGAAGGGCAACCCACUGUUCUUCCAGAAGACCCACAGAACCCGCACUGUCCGCCACCUCUCCCCCAAGGCUGCCUACCUCAGACUCAGACUGGACAGCAGCCCUCUCUCCUCUUCAGAGUUGUCAGUGCUACCCAAACCGGGACAGCUGAUUGGGCAGCUUCAGUCCCAGGCCUCGCCCUUGAUCACCAGGGCUCCAGAGCGGGGUAACCAGGAAGUAGUGUCCAGCGGGGGCGGGGAGUUGAGUGACAGCCUGUCGGUCAGCGAGGUGGGAGUGACACGACAACGCAAGAAGAAAGCCAAAAGUAAGGUGAGGGUGAGACGGGCUAGCAUCUCAGAGCCCAGUGACUACGACUAUGACUAUGAACCCAGACCACAGUCCUCUAUACAAGACAUCGUUCUCCCUCACCAGAAGGAGAUUGAACGCAUGGACAGUUUCAGGGACCAACUGGGUGAAGAUUGGCUGCGCUACCAGCAUCACCUAGAGGGGGCGCCAAUCGCCACCCUAGACAAGGCGGACAGGCCAGCUCCUCCACACCUCAAAAACAGUCUCUGUGCCACCCCCUCCCCAACCAACAACAGCCCCAUCCAGGCGAGCCCCGCCACCUUUAAGCCCCCUUCUCCAGAGCUGGAAGUCCCGGAGGUUCUACCCCCACCGCUGCUCUCGUCUGAGCCCAAGGAGGAGGCCUCAGACUGGGAUGCAGAUCUGGAGACAGAGUCCACCCUCCAGUGGCCUGACCACAGCCUCGGGCACACAGAGUCCACCCUGGAGACUACUAUGGCAGAGGGACUGGGUCAGGGGUUAGAGGGGAUACCGGUGACACCCACGGACACCAGGGAAGAAGAGGAGGAGGACUUGGGAGUUGACCUGUGUCACCCCCUGCUUGUGGGAGUACUAUCAUCAUCAGAGGAGGAGGAGGAGGAGGAGGGGCUGAGGAGGAAGAACAGGGCCCAGUGUCCUGUGUUCCUCAGGGUCAAGCCAAGACACGUCCUGGAGGUGGACAUGAGCAGGGGUCAGUUGCAGGCCCGGCUAGAGUUGGACAGUCUGGGGAGGUUCACCAUGUCCCAGGUCACCUGGACUGAGAGGGAGGUGGAGCGAACUCUUCCUGCUGUAGAGCUUCACUUCCGUUACAUCAGCAGAGAGAGGAGGAGGAGACGCUAUGUUAUGCUGGAUGAUGACCCCCAGGAGGCACUGCAGGCACUGACAGAGGUCCUGUCGCGGGUGGUGGAGGAGAAUGAACGGCGGGUCAUGGAGGGUCGUCCCAGCUGUGUCUGCCUGCAGUGUCUCCGCUGUGGGUCAGAGUUCACACAGCGGGGAGGGAAGGGGCAGGAGGACGGAGGGAGAUUGAGAGAAUGGGCAGGACUGGAAGAGCAGGAGGAGAAUAAGAACAAGUGCAGAGAAGAUGGAUUGGGAAGUACCGUCAUCUGUCCUGAGUGUGGUAGUGAUCAUGUGGUCCAGCUGGCUGGCCAGUCAGCUCCCUCCACCAGUACGCCCGUCCAUGGUUCCCCAUGCCAAGACCGGACUGACCGACACUUUACCUUCAACCAGAGAGAUACACCUCUACCCAGUCAUCCUGGCAACAAGGACCCCACCAUGGAAGGUCCUUCCUCUGCCAGGGCCAGCCACUUCGGCAGCCCUGCCAUGAAGGCCUCAACCCAGGACACUAUCCAGACCAGCAUCUCCAUGGAGGACCCCACCUCCUUCUUCUCAGCCAAGGGAAGCUCCUUCUCCCUGGGGGAGACCUGGGAGGACCAGAGCUGUGACCGGAGCCUGUCCCAACCUGCCAGCUUCUACAGUACAGAGGGCCAGAGUAAAGGAGGUAUAGCAGGGAGCUACAGCUACACUGUUAGUGCUACCUCACCUGGACCCCAGGAUCCGCAUGCAGAACAAGCCAGUCCAGGCCAGUUGGACCUUCUCUCAGAGGACUAUGAGGCGGUGGACCAUCGGCUGAAGCUCUUCCUAGAUGUGGAGGUGUUUGAAGAGGAAGAGGAGCUCCACUCCUUUCUCAAGGUGUCGACCGUGAAGUUUGGUGACCCGGUGGAGUUCCCCUCGUUCCUGGUGGUGUCUGACCAACGCAUCUACUUCCUGGAAGUGACAUCCGACAUGGAAGGGCAACCUUGUGAUUGGCUGCAGAAGAGGGAGAGCCGUGGAAUCACAGAGCUGAGUUACCUGGAGGUGGGACUGGGCUCCCAGAGUAUCCACAUGGAGUUUGAGGACGGGCCUGUGGCCUACACCCUGCUAGUACGGGACAGCGUGCGUUGCAAACGCUUCUUCAGCCUCUUCACAGGAGUGGUGCGUGAGUUGGCUACCAAGUCAGACAGCAAGCUUAAGUCUAUCUCCACCACCAGGCUCAACCCACAGCAUCAUCUCUGGCCCCUAGUGUGUGAAGACAUGCAGACUGAUGUGGAGGAUGGCCAGCUACAGUUCUUCUACCUUCUGUCCUUUCUACAUCAAGAAGACCGUGUGACCCCUCUGACAGUGCUGGCCACCCGGGAAACCCUGUACCUGCUCAACGAAGACCACCAAUGGAGCAAGAGCUUGCCCCACCCAUCAGCCAAUGAGAACGGGGGACCCUGCAGUGGGCGGGUCACUGUUCAGGAGACCCAGCCAAUCAGCUGUGUCAGCUCUGUCCAUCUAUGGUCGUCUGACCCGUGCAGAAUGGACAUCAAGCUUUACGAUGAGGUGAGACUGAGGGAGACGGGCACACGUUUGUAGCUGGGUACACGUUUGUAUGUUUUAUUAGACAUUUUUCAGGAUGAAAUCUCUUGAGAUGCACCAUCCUGUUUUCAAGAGUGUCCAGAUGAAAACAACAAACAAACGAACAAUACUUAGUAAGAAGAAGAAUGUGGCAACUACUGUCUAAUAACAAUGAAAUCUAAUUUUAUUUGUCAAAUCCAACCGUGAAAUGCUUACUUACAAGCCCUUAACCAACAAGGCAGUUAUAAGAAAAAUAAGAGUUAAGAAAAUAUUUACUAAAUAUUAUCUAAAUAAAAUCUAUAACACUAUAAAAUAACAAUAACAAGGCUAUAUACGGGUUGUUUCGGUACCAUGUCAAUUUGCAGGGGUACAGGUUAGUCGAGGUAAUAUGUACAGUACCAGUCAAAAGUUUGGACACCUACUCAUUCAAGGGUUUCUUUAUUUACUAUUUUCUACAUUGUAUUUCACACCUAUGAUUAACACAUAUGUUAAAGAAAUAAAAAUAUAAUUGAGAUUUGAGAUUCAUCAAAGGAACUACCCAUUGCCUUGAUGACAGCUUUGCACACUCUUGGCAUUCUCUCAACCAGCUUCACCUGGAAUGCUUUUCCAACAGUCUUGAAGGAGUUCCCACAUAUGCUGAGCACUUGUUGGCUGCUUUUCCUUCGCUCUGCGGUCCAACUCAUCUCUAUUGAGUUGUUGGGUGAUUGUGGAGGCCAGGUCAUCUAAUGCAGAUCUCCAUCACUCUCCUUCUUGGUCAAAUAGCCCUUACACAGCCUGGAGGUGUGUUGGGUCAUUGUCCUGUUGAAAAACAAAUGAUAGUCCCACUAAGCUCAAACCAGAUGGGAUGGCGUAUCGCUGUGCUAGCCAUGCUGGUUAAAUGUGCCUUGAAUUCUAAAAUCACCAACAGUAUCACAUGCAAAGCACCAUCACACCUCCUCCAUGCUUCACGGUGGGAACCACACAUGCUGAGAUCAACCCUUCACCUACUCUGCGUCUCACAAAGACACGGCGGUUGGAACCAAAAAUCUUACAUUUGGGCUCAUCAGACCGAAGGAAAAAUUUCCACUUGGCUAAUGUCCAUUGCUCGUGUUUCUUAUUAUUGGUGUCCUUUAGUAGUGGUUUCUUUGCAGCGAAUCGACCAUGAAGGCCUGAUUCAUGCAAAGGGUGGCUACUUUAAAGAAACUCAAAUGUAAAAUAUAUUUAGAUUUGUUUAACACUUUUUUUUUUGGUUACUACAUGAUUCCAUAUGUGUUAUUUCAUAGUUUUGAGUCUUCACUAUUAUUCUACAAUUUAGAAAAUAGUAAAAAUAAAGAAAAACCCUUGGAUGAGUAGGUGUUUUAACUUUUGACCGGUAGUGUACCGGUAGAUAUUUACAAAUGUCGUGACAUGGUGAUGUUUCUAUUAGUUAAGAAAACAGUUUGAUCUUAACGUUUGAAAAAGGCCUUUCUUAAAUUCAAUGUGUGAUUGUAAUGUCCUGAUUUCUAUAGGUAAAUGAUUUGUCAAUUAGGUGUUCCUUUUAAUAAAUAUACACAACAUGACAAAACAUGUUUUUAAGUUGAUCCAUUUAAAAAGAAAUGGGUUCUAAUGCAGUUGUCUUCUGUUUGGGAGUGGCAGUCCAUUUUGUGAUUCAGACAUUGUGCAAUGAUGUCUUAUAAUAGCAUACAAGAAUGAAUCUGCAAAGAUUAUGACAUCGAAUUCUCAAAGUAAGGUCUUGGUUGUGAAUUGAAAGAUGUCACUAUAGUCUAGGAUAGGAAGCAGCAGAUGGUUUACUACAGUCUUUCUAAUGGAUACAGUAAAACAACUCUGUAUUGUAACCCAGGCUUAUAGUUCGUUGUUUUUUGAAAUAUAAUCUAUAUGCGGUCCAAAAGAUCAUUCAGAAUCUAUCCUCAAACCCAGAUAUUUCAAACAAUCAACACUUUCAAGCAUUGUUCCAUCACUUCCAAAAAAUGUGAAAUGGUCAGAAACUCAUUCUUUGCCGUGUACCAAACCGCAUGAUAUAGGUGUGUGUGUACAUGUUUCAAGCAGACCACCAUAGUCCCUAUGCCCAAGGAAGCGAAUGUAACCUGCCUAAAUGAUUACCGCCCCGUGGCACUCAUGUCGGUAGCCAUGAAGUGCUUUGAAAGGCUGGUCAUGGCUCACAUCAACAGCAUCCUCCCGGACACCCUAGACCCACUCCAAUUCACAUACUGCCCCAACAGAUCCACAGAUGACGCAAUCUCAAUCACACUCCACACCGCCCCUUCUCACCUGGACAAAAGGAACACCUAUGUGAGUGCUGUUCGUUGACUACAGCUCAGCAUUCAACACCAUAGUGCCCAUGAAGCUCAUUACUAAGCAAAGGACUCUUGGACUAAACACCUCCCUCUGCAACUGGAUCCUGGACUUUCUGACGGGCCGCCACCAGGUGGUACGAGUAGGAAACCAACACGUCAGCCACGCUGAUCCUUAACACUGGGGCCUCUCAGGGGUGUGUACUUAGUCCCCUCCUGUAUUCCCUGUUCAUCCACGACUGCGUGGCCAAACACGACUCCAACACCAUCAUUAUGUUUGCUGAUGACACAACACUGGUAGGCCUGAUCACCGACAACGAUGAGACGGCCUAUAGGCCCUCUCUCUCAAUAUGAGCAAGACAAAGGAGCUGAUUGUGGACUACAGGAAAAGGCGGGCCCGAACAUGCCUCGCUCAACAUCGACGGGGCUGUAGUGGAGUGGGUCGAGAGUUUCAAGUUCCUUGGUGUCCACAUCACCAAUGAACUAGCAUGGUCCAAACAUACCAAGACAGUCGUGAAGAGGGCACGACACAACCUUUUUCCCCUCAGGAGACUGAAAAGAUUUGGCAUGGGUCCCCAGAUCCUCAAAAGGUUCUACAGCUGGACCAUUGAGAGCAUCCUGACCGGUUGCAUCACUGCCUGGUAUGGCAUCUGACCGUAAGGCGCUACAGAGGGUAUGGCGAACAGCCCAGAACAUCACUGGGGCCAAGCUUCCUGCCAUCCAGGACCUAUAUAAUAGGCGGUGUCAGAGGAAAGCCCAGAAAAUUGUCAGAGACUCCAGUCACCGAAGUUAGAGACUUUUCUCUAUUACCGCACGGCAAGCAGUACCGGAGCACCAAGUCUUUGACCAAAAGGCUCCUCAACAGCUUCUACCCCCAAGCCAUUAGACUGCUGAACAAUUCAUAAAAAUUGCCACCGGACAAUUUACAUUGACCCCUCCCUUGUACACUGCCGCUACUCACUGUUUGUUUGUUACCUAUGAUUAGUCACUUCACCCCCACCUACAUGUACAGAUUACCUCAACUAGACUGUAGUCCUGCACACUGACUCGGUACCGGUGCCCCUGUAUAUAGCCUCCACACUGACUCGGUACCGGUGCCCCUGUAUAUAGCCUCCACACUGACUCGGUACCGGUGCCCCUGUAUAAAGCCUCCACACUGACUCGGUACCGGUGCCCCUGUAUAAAGCCUCCACACUGACUCGGUACCGGUGCCCCUGUAUAAAGCCUCCACACUGACUCGGUACCGGUGCCCCUGUAUAAAGCCUCCACACUGACUCGGUACCGGUGCCCCUGUAUAAAGCCUCGUUAUUCUUAUUGUGUUAUAUUUUCUUCUUCUUGAACUACACUGUUGGUUAAGGGCUUGUAAGUAAGCAUUUCACGGUAAAGUCUACACUGUUGGUUAAGGGCUUGUAAGUAAGCAUUUCACGGUAAAGUCUACACUGUUGGUUAAGGGCUUGUAAGUAAGCAUUUCACGGUAAAGUCUACACUGUUGGUUAAGGGCUUGUAAGUAAGCAUUUCACGGUAAAGUCUACACUGUUGGUUAAGGGCUUGUAAGUAAGCAUUUCACGGUAAAGUCUACACUGUUGGUUAAGGGCUUGUAAGUAAGCAUUUCACGGUAAAGUCUACACUGUUGGUUAAGGGCUUGUAAGUAAGCAUUUCACCGUAAAGUCUACACUGUUGGUUAAGGGCUUGUAAGUAAGCAUUUCACCGUAAAGUCUACACUGUUGGUUAAGGGCUUGUAAGUAAGCAUUUCACGGUAAAGUCUACACUGUUG
Messenger RNA from Oncorhynchus nerka (sockeye salmon), 7804 nucleotides. Its product is annotated as serine/threonine-protein kinase 11-interacting protein-like. Gene Ontology annotation, cellular component: cytoplasm. Gene Ontology annotation, biological process: intracellular protein localization. The transcript has 25 exons. Lineage: Eukaryota; Metazoa; Chordata; Actinopteri; Salmoniformes; Salmonidae. The coding region runs from base 203 to 3778 and encodes 1191 amino acids. Gene Ontology annotation, molecular function: protein binding. The record is from RefSeq and is a predicted model, not a curated record.